CGGUCUUUUAAUCUGUAUUGUGAGCUAUUGUGCUACGCUUCUUGUAUCUUGCCUGUGUAUUGUCGUGAAAUAAAUAAUAAAUAUCAUAUAAAAGUCGUAGUUUUCCCUUGAGUGUAAAAUUUUGAUAUUUGUUGGGAACAUUUAAUCACAAAUAGGUUGUCGCGUUUUUUGAUCGAGGUCACCUAAGGUUCAGUGAGCAAAGAACGCGUUGUGUGUGCGUCAUAACUUUUAACCUUACUUCAUUUUGUGACUGUGGUGUUUAUUCGUCAAUAUUCACCGUAAUUAUAAUAAAACAAUGCCUAAAAACGGCGGAAGGAUAAGAAAUUUCAAAAACAGUGAACAUUUUGAACAUGAUGACCGCAUGCACACUUCUGGAACGAGGCGUGUUAGUUUUAAACCAGGCACGAAUAAAGGAAAAAAUAAAUGGAACAAUGCCAAACUGUUAUUGGAUGAUGAUAUCGACAUGACUGGGUCUGCUGGAGGACCCCAUGCACAUCGCAAAGGAGCAUUCAGAGGCCGUGGAGGCCGGUUGAACUCGCCGGCGCCUAGAUCAGGUCAUGGAAUUAACAAAAAGAAAUUCGUCCCUGGUCCUCUACCCUGGUACCAAAUUAUCAUACCGUAUGGAGCCAAACAUGAGAAAGAUGUGAUUCUGAGGACUCUACUCAGCUUCAUUUCGCCAGAUAUCUUUGUGCCUCACUAUUACAAAAUCAAUGGCAAUGCAGCAGUCUUCUAUGUGGAUGAUGUGAAACUCGCUGAAAAGCUCUUCCAAGCCGACAGAAAGAUUACUAUGUCCGAUGGCUUCAAGUUGAUGGUAAUUGUUCGGAAUACGGUUCCAAGUGUAACUGUUGAUGCAGAGCUGAAGGAGAAAAUGAAAUUGGCAAUGGCUAAGAGAUAUAAUGCUGUUACAAAGGCGCUAGACUUGACAAAGUUUCAUGCGGAUCCAGAUUUGGCAGAUGUAUUCUGUGCCUUAUUCCGCCCAGUAGUCAUGUUGGAAGCUAUCAAUAUCAUUGCUGAGAACAUUCCAGAUCUUGAGGCUUUGAACCUCAAUGAUAACAAACUCCAUGGCAUCGAGCACCUGAAGGUCCUACCUAACAAGUUGAAGAGUUUGAAGAUCCUGUACAUGGGUGACAACAGAAUUCCAUUCCUCGGCUCCCUGGAACCAUUGAAGGCGCUACCGCUGGUGGAGUUGUACCUGAAAGGCAAUCCUUUGCUGAACAGGUUUAGCGACCAUGAGAUCUACGUCAGCGAUGUGCGGAAGAAGUUUCCCAAGCUGACGAAACUGGAUGGAGUGGACCUGCCCCCCGCUAUCGGAUUCGACGUUCUAGAAGAUGUGACUCUGCCACCGCGCCAGCAGUCGUUCUUAGUGGACCCUGCUGGCCAAGACUUGGUUCGAGAGUUCCUAACUCAGUACUUCGCUAUUUAUGAUGCGGAGUCUCGUCAACCCUUGCUGGAAGCCUACCAUGAACAUGCUACUAUGUCCAUGGCAGCUAGUUACCUUACUAAUGAUAGUAGGAAUGCUGCUACGCAAAGAUUAAACGCGUACAUAACAAACAGUCGCAAUAUUACGCGUAUCACGGAGCGGGAGGCCCGGCGUAGAUACCUGCGCACUGGCAGAUUGCAGGUCGUCUCCUUCCUCUCCGACCUGCCGAAGACCACCCACGACUUGAUGGGAUUCGCUGUUGACCUGCUUAUUUAUACUCCCGCCAUGAUCGUUCUGACGAUGAAUGGAGUCUUCAAAGAAACCACGACGAAUGGCAACCCAAUUCGUUCCUUCCAUAGGACGUUUGUUAUCGUGCCCAACGCCGGCGGUGGAUUCUGCAUCAUCAAUGAUAUGCUCUUCAUCACCAACACAACUAAGGAACAGGAUGAGAAAGCCUUUGUAAGUGGAGUUGCAGUGGAGCCAACUCCGCCCACUCCAGCGCCGACACCGACGCCCGCCAUGGUACAGCCGUCACAGGACGAGACGCAGAAGAUGAUGCUUACCAUGCUCAGCCAACAGACCGGCAUGAACGACCACUGGAGUGUUAAUUGCCUAGAACAAACAGGAUGGGACUUCCAACGAGCAUUAUUCGUGUUCAACCAACUAAAUACAGAAGGCAAGAUUCCUCCCGAAGCAUUCGUCAAGUGAAAUACGGAUAAACGGCUGUGUUAAUUGUACAUAUUAGUUACGAAGAAAAGAAACUUAUUUUUUUAGUUAACACUAUGACUUCUUGUCGCCUAGAUUAUCUAAAUAAGUGAUGGAUUCUUUGUGCUCAGAAUUUGGAGCAUGUGGUUUAAAUACUGUGAAGUGCACAAGGGUAAUUUGAGAGAAAUAAUCUUAACAAAAUUGAAGAAAGGGUGUUGAAUAAGAAUGAAAGUUGUGCAGCAAAGAGGAUUUAUUGUUACUUCGGACGAAGGAAAUAUGUGCACAACUUAAGUGAAAAUUAAAGCAAUGGAGUAUAAGAAUAAUGGUAUUAAGAUAAUCAAGCUUCGUAUAACUAAUGGAUUACACAAUAUCACGAUUGUGAAGAAAUAUAUUGAAAAAUUUGUACUGAGACGUACAUGCAGUAUGCUCCAGUAAGAUAUAGAAGAAGAUUCAAUCAGAAACCUUUUAAAUAUUGAAAAAACGUAUCAUCCAAUUUGGAUGAUCUGCAUUUAUACAAUGGAUAAUUCUCACUAGGAGAAGUAAAAUGUACUUCAUCAAAUGUAACUGCCAUUUUGAUGACUCAUUCGAGAGAUUUUCGUCUUUGAAAAGAUGAUUGCUUCAAGAAGAUACACCGCGGGAGAAAGUUACUUUUAUUUUAUGUAUCUGUCGUUUGUUCGUCCAUUCAAUGUUGAUGUUCUAUAUAUUUGAAAAGAUUUAAAAAAGUUUCUAAAAAAAGAUAUGAUUAGCAAAUUAAUUGAAAGUUAUGAUUGUAUUCAAGUUCUACAAAUGUAAUUAUUAUGUUUAAAAAGCUUAAUAUUUUUAGAUCGUCGUGCUAUGUGAGUACAAAAGAGAAAAAAAAACAUCGGUCGCCAUUGUUGUAGUUAGCGCCAAAUUAUGGUGGUCGCCAUCUUGAUAGUAUUUGCGUAUAGUUUUUGCUCAUACAUAGCACGGCCAUCUUCAACAUCAGCCAAAAUAAUUAUCAACACAAUUUUGUUUUUCAAAUUAGCUAAAGCUCUCUUCCAUAUUAACUUUGCCUUAUCAUAAUUAGAAAUUAUAUUUUCACGUGUAAGUAAAAUGAGAAUGCUAUAUUUGUAAAUUCGGGCAUCAUACGACGUCGAUUCAUUUCUACACCCCGAUUUUGUAUGGUGCCUAUUUAUUUUAUAUUCUUUUCUUUCUCAGUCUAUUUCAGACUUAAUGGAUAUAAUUUGCAAGUGCAUACUUUAUAUUGUAAAAGAAAAAAAAAGAUCAUUUGUAUUGCUUGCAGCUCUAACUAGCGAAGUAUAUGAAAAAAAUAUCAUAUUAAUAUUCGAAAUGAUUUUGUUAUUUGUAAAUAGUCAUUUUUUAAUUUUAGUUAAAUGUCGUUUGGGGUUUUUGUGGCCGCAGUGUUGGUGUGAUAAUGGCGAUGUUCCUUAAAGAUCGGCAGGUUUCUGGUGCUUGACGUGCAAUGCUGGGUUUGUAAGAAACCAGAUUGUUGUAUUCACAGUGCAGUGGGCGAUGGACCAUGCAUUACUGCGAUGGAACCCCGGGACUUGUGUCUCAGUGGGCUAGUCGCAGAACUAGUGAAAAAGUUUUCACUGAAUAUAUCAGAUAGCACUUUUUUACUUGGCCGUGAAGUUUGUGGACUGCCGAAAUCUUCCUGCGGCCCGGGUCGGGGCUUAGGUCUAACUUAAGAGUUAACAUUAAGACUGUUACUGAAGUAAAUAAAUCUUUCUUUUUUGGAUUGUA
This is a messenger RNA of Spodoptera litura, 3850 nucleotides long. RefSeq names its product nuclear RNA export factor small bristles (gene sbr). The record is from RefSeq and is a predicted model, not a curated record. Gene Ontology annotation, cellular component: cytoplasm; nucleus. Gene Ontology annotation, molecular function: protein binding; RNA binding. NCBI's taxonomy places the organism in Eukaryota, Metazoa, Arthropoda, Insecta, Lepidoptera, Noctuidae. Gene Ontology annotation, biological process: poly(A)+ mRNA export from nucleus.